Brassica napus (rape) is the source of this 1182-nucleotide messenger RNA. RefSeq lists its product as uncharacterized. Gene Ontology annotation, molecular function: protein binding. The record is from RefSeq and is a predicted model, not a curated record. The transcript has a single exon. NCBI's taxonomy places the organism in Eukaryota, Viridiplantae, Streptophyta, Magnoliopsida, Brassicales, Brassicaceae. Bases 139 to 963 code for a protein of 274 amino acids.
UGUCAGGAAGUGAACAUGUAUUCUCCUCCCUCUAUCUCUCUUGUUCGAUUCAUUCUACUGAUGACGAUUCUCUUUCUCACAUCCCACCUCUGACUUCCCCAGAUAAAAACCCUAAUUAGCUAAAAGACUUACCCUUUCAUGUUCUUUAGUAGCAUCACAUCUAUGCCCGACAAAGUGAAGCAAGAAACCUCUCGAUCUUUUCAAGGAAUGUCGGAAUUGCAACCAGGUAACGACAAUAACCAGCAACCCAACGGCGGCGUUCCUCCUUCUCUGCCGUCAACAUCAGCCGAAGCUCUCGCCGGAUCGAAACGAUUGAGGAGACCGAGCGUUAGAUUAGGCGAAAUCGGCGGCGACCAGUACCAAGCGGCGUACGAUUCGCAGGUGAGGAAACCCAAGAAAGAUAUGAGCAAGUCGUCGACGAGGACUCGAGCUUUGACGAAUUUGAGUUCUGGGUACGAUAACAGCGGAACCAUAGGUGACGAAAGAGAAGUGAAUGUCGAUUCUUUCGGUGUCGGGAGUUGGCGGGUCAAGAAACGGGUCGGGCCGUCGACGAAGCGAGUGAGAUCCAAUUGGGUAUCGAGAAUUGGGGAAAUGGAUCACGGCGAUGAGCUGGAAGGUGGGUUUAGGGAUUUCAGUAGAGAAGAUUCGGAGAGUCCGAUAAAGGACGAGUCUUUAGUGAGAGACGGUGGUGGGUAUUACGGUAGUAGCGGAAACAGAGAGUUUGAGUUGUCAGAGCCGUCGAAUAUGGAGGGAAUUGGUGGUGGAGGAAGAGAAGGGGUGAAGAUUUGGCUGCAAGAGCUGGGGUUAGGGAGGUAUUGGCCAAUGUUUGAGAUACAUGAGGUCGAUGAAGAGGUUUUGCCUUUAUUGACGUUGGAGGAUUUGAAAGAUAUGGGGAUUAAUGCUGUUGGGUCGAGGAGGAAGAUGUUCUGUGCUAUUCAGAAGCUUGGUAGGGAGUUCUCCUGAUGGAUGUUGGAGAAUUUCGAAUCAAAAAGACUCUGUUUUUGUUGUUUGUUGGUGGGAUAGUCAGACAUGGCAAUGUCUGAAAGCCUUUUCCUCCAUUUUGCCUUAGUAUGUCAUUCCUCUGAUUGUUUCUUAUCUUUGCUGUUUAGUUUUUGAUUGUAGCAUUAGCUACUGUGUACUAUUUGUAUAAGUAGAAGUGAAAAAGAAGAAGGUUUUGUACUC